AGCCGGCAUGGUGGGCAUGUAUCAACGUCGUCCUUUCACUGGCCCAUCGAUUCCGCGCGAUGCGCACUCUCCAGACAGCUUAUGAGAACACCCAAUCAUGCGGCUAUAUUCACAACGCCCUCGCAGUUGUCUCGGAGCUAAGCGUCCUACCCCAGAGCCUACCAGCCAUCCAAGCCCUGCUAGGCAUGGCCAUCAUCCUCCAGGGCUCGCCCAACCCACAGGCGUCCUCGGUGCUCACAGCCGCUGCAGUGAGGUUGGCACAAGCUAUGGGACUACACAGGAGGGCUCAAGGCAAGGAUCUCUCCGUAAGACAAGUAGAGCAGCGGAAACGCGUCUUUUGGGCUGCCUACCUUCUGGACAAGGACAUUAGCCUUCGCAUGGGUCAGCCUUUUGCACAAGACGACGACGACAUGGACGCAGAGCUACCCUCGGAGGAUCCUACUGAGUUACCGUUCAUCAACCUUGGAAAUAAUCUUAGAAGAAUCAGUUUUUUUAACUCUCGAAUCGGACUUGCGGUGAUCCAGGGGCAGGUGUACAAGAGGCUCUACUCCGUCCAAGCUACCAGACAAUCUGAGGCGCAGAAGAAUAUUGUGGCAAAUGAGCUGAGCUCUGUACUAUCCUUUUGGAGGAGCAGUGUACCGAUAGAUUUCGAAGAUGGCUUCGCGACGGCAUUUCAGGCUCCUCUUCCGGUCAUAUUCGUCCAUAUGCUUAUUUUGCGCUUCACAUACGUCAACUGCCUUGUCAUGAUCGAUCAACAUCGACCGCCACAGGCUCCCGGUCCGGAUCUCGCUUUAUAUGGAACUUUCAUGCCUGCAGAAAGUCCAUGUGUCCUCGAAUCGCGAAAGGCGAUUCGGCUCAUCAAGCUUACACCGCCAGGGGACUACGCUUGUGUAUGGUAA
Messenger RNA from Diaporthe batatas, 899 nucleotides. RefSeq lists its product as uncharacterized. NCBI's taxonomy places the organism in Eukaryota, Fungi, Ascomycota, Sordariomycetes, Diaporthales, Diaporthaceae. The transcript has a single exon. The record is from RefSeq and is a predicted model, not a curated record. Gene Ontology annotation, biological process: DNA-templated transcription. Gene Ontology annotation, molecular function: DNA binding; zinc ion binding. Bases 60 to 899 code for a protein of 279 amino acids.